Aspergillus japonicus CBS 114.51 is the source of this 1002-nucleotide messenger RNA. RefSeq names its product F-box domain protein. Gene Ontology annotation, molecular function: protein binding. The record is from RefSeq and is a predicted model, not a curated record. Bases 205 to 879 code for a protein of 224 amino acids. The transcript has 3 exons. Lineage: Eukaryota; Fungi; Ascomycota; Eurotiomycetes; Eurotiales; Aspergillaceae.
CCCGUCCUGUCAAUUAUCAAACUUAAUCUACAAUAGUCAAUGCGACAGCUCCAUCUUCUCUCCUCGCAUUCUAUUCUUGCAACCUUCCCUUUCUCUUGAAGCCACAAACACUGCUAUAUUCUACCUGUUCUUUUCCUCUGGGGAUUCCUUGUUCCUUAUCCCCACAACAUUCCCCCCCUCCCGGCCCAGUGCCCGAAUUCAGUUAUGAGUCUGGAUUCCCCAUCUAGUGAUAAUGCCACAACUAUCCAGCAGAUCAUAUCCCUUUUCAAUGGUCUGAGCACAAAUUUCGCCCGGAGAGCUGCGUAUCAUGGACUGCUGAACCAACUGAACUCCGCCGAAUGGUGCGAGUUACGCGCACGCAUCGAACAGCGGACCUUCCAGAAAGACAUCCUCGGCGAGUCCCCGCCCGAGAUCGCCCUCCAGAUUGUGCAGCAUCUGAGCGUGUCCGAUCUUCACGUGCUCAAGAGAGUCUCGAGACGAUGGCACGCUCUCCUGUCAUCUGCUUCCACCCAGCGCACCGUAUAUUGCCAAUGGACGAACAACUCCAGUGCGCACCUCACCACGGCCCAGAUCACGCGGUACGCGCAACGGAGGCUCUCUCUGGAGCGCGGCCAACCCGUCGCUGCUGCUGCCGCCGCCGCCGCACGGAGAGCCGUGAGAGUGAUCGAUGGCCAACCAAGCCCCCACAGCACCGCCCCCACGCCCAACACCUUCGCUUACGCCCACGGGAGGCUUGCAUGGCUUAGCUGCCCAGAUCUCCUCCUCGUUCACAGUAUUCGAAACGCUACAAGGCAGCAGUUCUGCACCGAAAACCGGGAUCGCUUUCGAUUGGUGGGGAUCUCGAACUCCGUGGUUGUAGCGAUCAGUACUCGCGCGUAAGUUUUUUUUGUUUUCUUUCUUCUCUUUUUACCCCCGUUUCUCUGGAUGAUAGUUCGAGAAACAUGAUCGGACGAUCUUGGGGUGUAUGGUGCGUGCAAGGGCUCAUAGGACAAAUUGAUUUCC